AAUUAUAAUUAUAAUAUAAUUUGCUGUUUCAUCAUCGUCGACACGCCAGUGUUUCCCGUUCAUUCCCACAUACUUUUCUUCCCGAAACUUCUGCAUUUAGAGACGGACGAUCCUGCUUCCCCAAAUCCCUUUCUUCAAUAUUCCAGAUUUGUUACAAAGUGUCUCUGUCGUAUUGGUCAAUAAAAAACCAGACCACUUCAUGAUGAUGGCGGCGGCGGCGGCGGUGAGACGUCGAGGUUCAGAAGCCUUUUUUAUUGGGGCCCAAAUUCAGCGAUGUCAAAUGAAAAUAAUGGGUAUGAUUCUUCUUCUAUCUCCAACCACUUUAUCACUGUUGUCUACCAACCACUCCAACUCCAUUUCUUCCUCUAGCAGUAGCAGUAGAUAUAAACACAGCAAUGAUGCUUCUUUAUUUAGAAACAUUGAUGAUGCCCUUUCUUGUUUCAAUCACAUGCUUCAUAGGAAACCCCUGCCUUGUAUCAUCCAAUUCAAUAAAUUAUUAUCUGCAAUUGUCAAAAUGAGACAGUAUUACGAUGCUGUGAUUUCUCUUUCCAAACAAAUGGAAUUAGCUGGGCUCUCUCCUAAUACUUAUACCCUUAAUAUGUUGAUUAAUUGCUUCUGCCAGUUGCAACGUAUUGAUCUUGGGUUCUCUGUCUUGGCCAAAGGCAUUAAACUUGGUCUUCAACCCACUAUUGUCACAUUUAACACCUUAACCAAUGGGCUCUGUAAAGUGGGUAAAUUUUCCCAAGCCGCGGAAUUAUUUGAUGACAUGGUGGCAAGAGGGUGUCAACCUAAUGUCCACACUUAUAAUACAAUUAUCAAUGGCUUAUGUAAGAUCGGGGAAACUGCUGCUGCUGCUAGAUUGCUUAAGAAAAUGGAAGAGGCAGGCUGCCAGCCUAAUGUGGUGACAUACAGUACAAUCAUUGACGGUCUUCGCAAAGAUAGGCGGGUGAAUGAGGCUUUAGAUAUCUUCUCUUAUAUGAAGGCUAAAGGCAUUUCCCCUGAUAUUUUCACUUACACCUCUUUAAUCAAGGGCUUAUGCAAUUCCAGCCGAUGGAAGGACGCUUCAGCAAUGCUAAAUGAAAUGAGGAGUUUGAAUAUCAUGCCAGAUAGUGUCAUCUUCAACGUGCUAAUUAAUACAUUUUGUAAAGAAGGCAAGGUUUCACAGGCUCAAGGUGUGUUAAAAACAAUGACUGAAAUGGGUGUGGAGCCUGAUAUUGUUACUUACAGCUCAUUGAUGUAUGGAUAUUCCUUGUGUAUGGAAGUUGUUGAAGCUAGAAAGCUUUUUGAUGUCAUGAUAACCAAGGGUUAUAAACCUGAUGUUUUUUGUUAUAACAUCUUAAUUAACGGAUAUUGUAAGGCCACAAGGAUAGAUAAGGCCAAGCAACUUUAUAAUGAAAUGAUUCUUCAAGGCUUAACUCCGGACAAAGUUACUUACAACACCCUUAUUCAUGGCUUGUGCCAAUUAGGCAGGCUUAGGGAAGCACAAGAUCUUUUCAAGAAUAUGCACAAGAAUGGCAACCUCCCAGAUUUAUUUGCUUACUCAAUAUUGCUCGAUGGCCUUUGCAAACAAGGGUAUCUUGGAAAGGCAUUCAGAUUGUUUCGAGCAAUGCAAAGUUCCUCCUUGAAGCCUGAUCUGGUGAUGUAUAACAUCCUGGUUGAUGCCAUGUGCAAAUCCGGGAAUCUUAAAGAUGCAAGGGAACUGUUUUCAGAACUCUUUGUCAAAGGUUUGCAGCCUAAUGUUCAGAUAUACACUACAAUAAUAAAUGGACUUUGUAAAGAAGGAUUGUUAGAUGAAGCAUUGGAAGCUUUCCGAAAUAUGGAAGAGGAUGGCUGCCCUCCAGAUGAAUUUUCUUAUAAUGUUAUUAUCCGAGGAUUUCUCCAGCACAAGGAUGAAUCAAGGGCAGUGCAUCUUAUUGGUGAAAUGAGAGACAGAGGUUUCAUUACAGAUGCGGGAACCACAGCUUGGUAGAAGAUCUGUUAUCUAAUGAAGACAAUCUUGUUCUGAAGAAGUAUCUAGGCUUACGUGAAGUCGUCAUGGUGAAAAAGGCUUAUGUCAAUUUUUCAUGCUGCUAAUUCACACUGCAAAUAUUAGGUGGAUGCUACCCCCAAUUCUGCAAAUGAGAAACAAAUAAAUACGCAAACAACCCUGUGGGGAAGCGCGGCAAGUUGAGUGGAGUAAGAUUCAGACACCUACUGAUGAAGUAGUGGUUCCAUAUGAUACCUUGGAGUCAGCUCCUGAGGGUUAAUGGAGGUUUGGUUUGGGGACAACAAUGGGAUGCACUGGUCCUAAAUAUGUAAUCUUUUGUUCGUUAUGCUGUCAAAUUGCUAGGGAAAAAAGAA
Molecule: messenger RNA, 2340 nt
Organism: Populus trichocarpa (black cottonwood)
Lineage: Eukaryota; Viridiplantae; Streptophyta; Magnoliopsida; Malpighiales; Salicaceae
Product: pentatricopeptide repeat-containing protein At1g62930, chloroplastic
Exons: 5
Coding region: 200-1969 (589 amino acids)
Cellular component (GO): chloroplast
Molecular function (GO): protein binding
Source: RefSeq, a predicted model, not a curated record